Olea europaea var. sylvestris is the source of this 1849-nucleotide messenger RNA. RefSeq names its product chromo domain protein LHP1-like. The coding region runs from base 213 to 1526 and encodes 437 amino acids. Gene Ontology annotation, cellular component: nucleus. Lineage: Eukaryota; Viridiplantae; Streptophyta; Magnoliopsida; Lamiales; Oleaceae. The transcript is spliced from 6 exons. The record is from RefSeq and is a predicted model, not a curated record. Gene Ontology annotation, biological process: heterochromatin formation.
GAAUUGCCGUAGCCUGUGGGUUGGAUCCCUGCCAGAUUUUUGUCAAACACAGCCUUUCAAUUCUCAUAGAAAACACAGUACAGAAAAAUUCACCCCUUCCGAGGAUCUGUUGUAACAAAGAAAUAGAGUAUCUACCCCGUAAGCGUAAGGACACGGUAUACGCUCUACAGAAACAUAGAGAAAGAAUCCAAAAACAGACUUGUAGAGAGAGAAUGAAAGUAGGGAAAAAGAAACUCAGUACGGAGUCCGUGCAACCUCUUCUGCCGUCACCUUCUAACCACACCGCCACCAUGAAUGGCGACGAUGGUGAAGGAGGUGCGGCGGAGGUGCAACCAGAGGAAACUGAGCAUUUUGAAGAUACAGAGUGGACUUUGGAAGAAGAAAAUGAUGGAGAUGAAGAUGAAGACUCCGAGACUGAAAAGGACUACGACCACUUCGAAAACCUGCAAAUCGAAGAGACUGAGGCGGGGGCUGAAGCUGAGGCCGAGCGCUUGAAGCUUGCUGAUGGGUAUUAUGAGAUCGAGGCCGUUCGCAGAAAGCGAGUCCGAAAGGGCCAAGUGCAGUACCUCAUAAAAUGGCGAGGCUGGCCAGAGGCCGAGAAUACAUGGGAGCCUCUAAAGAAUCUAUUGCAAUGUUCCGAUGUUGUUGAUGCUUUUGAAGAGAGUUUGAUAACAGGUAGAAGUAGGUCGGCACGUGGGCGAAAGCGCAAACACGGGAUCACUCAUGCUCAGGUGAAGAAAAAACAGCAGCAGCAACCUCUUGUAGAUGUUACGUCUAAUUUGCCCUCGCACAGGGUCAGGAUUGUGGAGGACCCUACGUACUAUCCUCAGCUGAAUAACUUAAAUGUUCGGAGUGGCAAAGGGAAAACUGAUGUCAGCAGUGUGAAUGGAUUUGAGAUGUGCAAGAAUGUGAAUGAGCAUGCUGUUAAGAUGGUGUCUGCUACAAGGGGAGAAAGUAAUGAGCAAAAUGAGUUGAAUCUGAAGCUUUGUGAACUAAAGGAAUCAAUUAUGGUUAGUGAAGAGAUUGCAAAUAAGUUUAGUGUACAUCCUUCCCAAGAAGGCUUAGUUACAGGAGGAAAUGUCUUUGCGAAUGGAUUGCCAAAAUCUGAUGGUGUCGAUCCAGUUCAAUCUGGCCGCUGCAUUGGAGCUAAAAAGAGGAAAUCUUUUCCAGUCAAGAGGUUCAAACAAGAUUUAGCAUUAUGCAGCAUGGACGAUACACAAAAUGCAAUUUCUGCUUGUGUUAUGGCAGAACAGAAAAAUUUUCAAACUCGUGCUUUUAUGGGGAAUGAUCGGGAUUGCAAGAAUAAAUCUGACAACUCCAAAGAAAUGUGCAACAUCACUCAGAUCAUUAAGCCUAUAAGCUAUAGCACUUCCACAACAAGCAAUGAUGAAGAAGUCUCAUUAACCUUUGAGGCUCUGAGGUCUGAUGGAACUAAAGUGAUGGUGGAUAACAAAUUCUUGAAGGCCAACAAUCCUAUACUUUUAAUAAACUUCUACGAGAAACACCUUCGGUAUAGUCCCACCUGAUAAGUGGGUCGACGUCUGGAAGAUGGAUGCUACAUCGUCAUGCCAUCUUCCAUUUUCAUCAUGUAUAGAUUGUUGUAAUUUUGUAGCUAAGGUCAAAGUACGCGGUAAGUACUGAUAUGUUAUAUGGGGAGGCUUGCUGAGAAACAAUGUGUAGCUCAACUUUACCUUUUGUGGCUUGUGUGAUGAGAUGGUUUUGUACAGUAUUGGACAGUAUUUAAGGAAGAAAAAAAGCUAGAGAUGUUGUAUGUUGUACUGUUUGUCAUGUGUGUCCAAUACUGCGUAUCAAAUAUGCCUCGUGUUAAUCACAUUUACUUUUAUGCAGA